Molecule: messenger RNA, 1157 nt
Organism: Rhineura floridana
Lineage: Eukaryota; Metazoa; Chordata; Lepidosauria; Squamata; Rhineuridae
Gene: TMED6
Product: transmembrane p24 trafficking protein 6
Exons: 4
Coding region: 13-831 (272 amino acids)
Biological process (GO): intracellular protein transport; Golgi organization; endoplasmic reticulum to Golgi vesicle-mediated transport
Cellular component (GO): Golgi apparatus; endoplasmic reticulum; endoplasmic reticulum-Golgi intermediate compartment
Source: RefSeq, a predicted model, not a curated record
AUUUUUCGGUUAAUGAUUACCCUGCCCGCCAGCAUGCUGGGCUCCGGCUGCUCGGCUCCUCCAGCCAGCCCAGCUGCCAGCUGCCCUCCCUGUGGCAAGAUGCUUGCAACGCUGCCUACAGCUGCGGUUGUGGUCCUGCUGGUGAGGAGCCUGGGACUCGCCCAAGCCCGCAAGACUGAGCCUCUGAGUGGGUCUAGUGACCAGCCUCUCUUCCGCGGGGCAGACCAGUACAACUUUGGCAUUGUCGUCCCUGCAGCCAGCGUAGAGUGCUUCUGGCAAUUUGCACAUCAGAGUGGCUUUUUCUACUUUAGCUAUCAGGUGCAGUGGACUUCAGGGAUUAGUCACGACAAACACAUCCUGGCGACUGCAAAUGAUCCCAACGGCCUCCACCUUGGCACCUCCCAGGAUGUGCGGGGACAGAUCACCUUCCAAACCAAGGAGACAGGGUUCUAUCAGCUCUGCCUGAGCAAUCGGUACAACCACUUUGGCUCCGUGCAGGUCUAUCUCAACUUUGGGGUCUUCUAUGAGGGCUUUGAUUUACAAAAUACACAUGAAGUGGAGAGGAAAAGACUCAAUGACACACUGGAUGUAAUCGAGGAGAGUACCAAAAAACUGCUGCAGGGCAUCUUCCAAAUAUGGCGCUAUUACACUUUUAGUCGGAUGAAGAGCACGUCGGACUACUUCCUUCUCCAGUCCAAUUACAACUAUGUGAAUUGGUGGUCAGCGGCCCAAAGCCUGGCCAUCAUCCUCUCUGGCAUCCUGCAGCUCUACUUCCUCAAGCGCCUCUUCAUCAUGCAGCCCACCACAGCCACCAACAAGCCACGGUGCUAAGGCUGCUUCAUAAGGCUACUUAUGCCAGACCUAACCCUCCCCCCCGACAGAUGCCCUGUCCUUGCCACCCAUAUAAGAUGCCACCUGCAUGCCUUCCCCUUGCCAGCCAUCUGACUUAACAGCUGCAAGUGGCAAAGGAAAGCAAGGAGACAGAGCUUGCGGGUAGCAUGUCCACCGGGUGCUGUUGCCUCUUUCACGGAUCUUGGCUGACAAAUCCCAGCAUUGCUACUUCUUCAAGAGAAGGGGGACUGGCAUCACUGGCUAGUCACGGGGUGGCUGACUCGGAAUGAAAAUGACCCAGGUUAAAAUAAACAUGACUCAAAACA